Salvelinus namaycush (lake trout) is the source of this 861-nucleotide messenger RNA. Its product is annotated as purine nucleoside phosphorylase-like. The record is from RefSeq and is a predicted model, not a curated record. The transcript is spliced from 6 exons. Gene Ontology annotation, molecular function: purine-nucleoside phosphorylase activity. Lineage: Eukaryota; Metazoa; Chordata; Actinopteri; Salmoniformes; Salmonidae. Gene Ontology annotation, cellular component: cytoplasm. Gene Ontology annotation, biological process: nucleoside metabolic process. Bases 1 to 861 code for a protein of 286 amino acids.
AUGUCAUCCACCAGCGAGAGCAGGUACACCUAUGAGCAGUACAAAGAGACAGCUGAUUGGCUGCUGGAGCAUACGCAGCACAUGCCCAAGGUGGCCAUCAUCUGUGGUUCUGGACUGGGAGGGCUGGCAGACUUACUGGAGAAUAGUGUAGCCUUCCCUUAUAAAGACAUCCCUCACUUCCCUCAGAGCACAGUGCCAGGCCAUGCUGGGAAUCUGGUGUUUGGGGAGCUGCAAGGGAAGGCCUGUGUUUGUAUGCAGGGCAGGUUCCAUUACUAUGAGGGCUACAGCAUUGCCAUGGUGACGUACCCGGUGCGUGUGUCUACUCUGCUUGGGGUGGAGACGUUGAUAGUGACCAACGCUGCAGGAGGACUGAACCCUAAGUUCAAUGUUGGUGACAUCAUGUUGAUCAGAGACCACAUCAAUAUGCCUGGCCUGGCCGGCAUCAACCCUCUGAGGGGACACAACGAUGACAGGUUUGGUGUGCGGUUCCCCUGCAUGUCGGAUGCGUAUGAUGCAGACCUGGGCCGUUUGGCUCGAGAGGUUGCGGAGGAGCAGGGCUGUUCCUCUUUCCUCCAACAGGGGGUGUAUUGCAAUGUGGGCGGCCCCGCCUUCGAGACAGUGGCAGAGAGCAAGAUACUGCUGAGCCUGGGGGCAGACGCUGUGGGUAUGAGUACAGUGCCAGAAGUGAUUGUGGCUCGUCACGGUGGUCUGCGUGUGUUUGGUCUGUCUCUCAUCACCAACCGCGUGGUAUCAGAGUAUGGCAGCCAGGAACGCGCCAACCAUGAGGAGGUGCUGGAAAUCACCCAGCGACGCACACAGGACCUGCAGAAACUCAUCAUCAACCUCUUGGCCCGAAUAUAG